Messenger RNA from Miscanthus lutarioriparius, 1599 nucleotides. Lineage: Eukaryota; Viridiplantae; Streptophyta; Magnoliopsida; Poales; Poaceae. The record is from the annotation of a GenBank genome assembly.
AUGGGCAACUGCUGCGCCGCGCCGUUGACGGAGGGGAGCGGCAAGAACCGCCCGAAGAAGCAGAAGUCGAACCCCUACAACGUCGCGUACAACCGCGGGGCGGCGCCGCCGUCGGCGCGCCCGGGCCUGGUGGUGCUGCGGGACCCGACGGGGCGGGACCUCGGCGCGCAGUACGAGCUCGGCGGCGAGCUGGGCCGCGGCGAGUUCGGCAUCACGUACCUGUGCACGGAGUCCGCCACGGGGGCGCGGUACGCGUGCAAGUCCAUCUCCAAGCGCAAGCUGCGGACGCCCGUGGACGUGGAGGACGUGCGCCGGGAGGUGGACAUCAUGCGCCACAUGCCGGCGCACCCCAACAUCGUCAGCCUCCGCGCCGCCUACGAGGAUGAGGACGCCGUGCACCUCGUCAUGGAGCUCUGCGAGGGAGGGGAGCUCUUCGACAGGAUCGUCGCCCGGGGCCACUACACCGAGCGUGCCGCCGCCGCCGUCACGCGCACCAUCGUGGAGGUCGUCCAGAUGUGCCACAGGCAUGGUGUCAUUCACCGGGACCUUAAACCAGAGAACUUUUUAUAUGCAAACAAGAAGGAGAGUUCCCCCCUGAAAACAAUUGAUUUUGGGCUGUCUGUGUUCUUCAGGCCUGGUGAGCGAUUUACUGAAAUCGUAGGCAGUCCAUACUACAUGGCUCCAGAGGUUCUAAAGCGAAACUAUGGCCCUGAAGUUGAUGUCUGGAGUGCUGGAGUGAUACUUUACAUACUUCUUUGUGGUGUACCACCAUUUUGGGCAGAAACUGAACAGGGAGUAGCACAGGCAAUUAUACGAUCUGUUGUAGAUUUCAAAAGAGAACCAUGGCCCAGAGUAUCUGAGCCUGCUAAAGAUCUUGUCAGGCGGAUGCUGGACCCAAAUCCAUUAACACGGUUUACUGCAGCACAAGUACUUGAGCAUCCAUGGUUACAUGACUCUAAAAAGAUGCCAGACAUUUCUCUUGGUGAUACUGUCCGAGCAAGAUUGCAGCAAUUUGCUGCAAUGAACAAGUUAAAGAAGAAAGCACUAAGGGUGAUUGCUGAGCUUCUGUCUGUGGAGGAAGUAGCUGACAUAAAGCAAAUGUUUGAUAAGAUGGAUGUGAACAAGAAUGGCAAGCUAACAUUCGAGGAAUUCAAGGCCGGCCUUCGUAAACUGGGAAACCAAAUGCCUGAUUCAGAUCUUCAGAUAUUGAUGGAUGCUGCUGAUGUUGAUAAAAAUGGGACCCUAGAUUAUGGGGAAUUCGUCACUGUGUCUGUUCACGUGAGAAAAAUAGGCAACGAUGAACACAUCGAAAAGGCCUUCACAUACUUCGACCGGAAUAAGAGUGGGUAUAUAGAAAUCGAAGAGCUUAGAGAGGCGCUAUCUGAUGAACUGGAGGGAAAUGAUGAAGACAUUAUUGAUGGCAUCAUCCGAGAUGUGGACAUAGAUAAGGACGGGAAGAUAAGCUACGAUGAGUUCGCGGCGAUGAUGAAGGCCGGCACUGACUGGAGGAAGGCCUCUCGGCAGUACUCGAGGCAACGGUUCAGUAACCUGAGCCUGAAGCUCCAGAAGGACGGGUCCCUCGGCACCGAGACACGAUAG